CGAAGAGGAGGUUUUGAUAAAUGGAAAAUCUGUUGACGACCUCCGCAUUACUGAUUUAAAACUAGAAUGUGACAAAAGAGGACUUUCUAAAUCUGGCAGUAAAACUAUGAUCGCCGAGAGACUUAAAGCUCAACUUCUACUUGAAAAACUUCAGAAAAUGCCAUUGAAACUGUCAAAUGAAGUAGAUAUGGUCAAAUCGCCAAAUAUAGAUCUACAAAAUGCAGUGGCAGACAAUGAUUUUAUUAAGCAGUAUUUUGAACAGCAGCAGCGAUCCAUGCAGGUCCAGCUUGAAUUGAAAAAACAAGUAGAAGAAGAAAAGUUACGGGAAAGCGCAGAAGAAGAAAAAUCGUCAGCCGACGAAAGUCUGAAACUAACGGGUCAAAGUGAAAUGUCACCGGCCUCACAAGACAAGGUGAAGGUCACGAAACGGAGCGCACCUGUCCAGUCGUCAAACAUGGUGAAACGACGUAAUCGCAGUAAAAACACUGAUAAAAAUGAUAAAAAACGUUUAAAGGAAAUUGAUUCUAAUGGGAAACAAACCAACAUACACAAAAGCAGGGAAUCCAGGUCACGAUCUCGGUCGCGAUCACGAUCUAGAUCACGAUCAUUAUCAUCUAGUCCACCACCUAAAGCCGGUAGAAGCAGAAGGGCACCCAAGGAAGAAUCUCCGCCACGGCAGUCUAGCAGAAUUUCAUCCAGACAGAGCGCCAUGAAGAGUCACCAAAAGUCGCCUUCUCCUUCGUCCAAUUCUUCUAGGUCAAAGUCUGCCCAUUCAGACCUGAGUAACGCUGAGCCGGCCGAUGAUUCAGAGGAGGAGAGGGUCGAGUCGCCAUCUAAAGGUCGUGGACGGGGCAGAGGGCGUGGGAGAGGAAGAGGGCGAGGAAAGGGCAGGGCGAAACCGCAUAUGUCGUCCGAUGAGUCUCAUUCUCCAGCCAGAGAAAAGGAAGAAAGGCCAACAAGGAAGUCCAGCAGAGAUGCGAAGCAAGAAAGCAUGAAAAUGGAUUCAGAAGAGACAAAAGAAAAAAGAGAAAUACCAUCCAGAAAAUCCAGCAAAGAAAUGGAUAUAGAAGAGACGAAAGAAAGAAGAGAAAUGCCAUCAAGGAAAUCUAGCAAAGAAAUGGAUAUAGAAGAGACGAAAGAAAAAGAAAUAUCAUCCCGAAAAUCCAGCAAAGAAAUGGAUAUAGAAGAGACGAAAGAAAGAAUAGAAAUGCCAUCACGGAAAUCUAGCAAAGAUGGGAAGCAAGAAAACACAGAAAUGGACGUAGAAGAGACCAAAGAAAGAAGAGAAAAGCCAUUACGGAAAUCUAGUGGAGAUGGGAAGCGAGAAAGCAUGGAAAAGGAUAGAGAGGAGGUCAAAGAAAGAAGAGAAAAACCAUCGAGGAAAUCUAGCACAGAUGGGAAGCAAGAUGGCCUGAAAAUGGACGUAGAAGAGACCAAAGAAAGAGGAGAAAAGCCAUCCAGGAAAUCUAGCACAGAUGGGAAGCAACAAAGCAUGAAAAUGGAUGUAGAAGAGUCCAAAGAAAGAAAAGAAUUACCUGGUCAACGGGCAUCAAUCGAGAAAGAUGAGAAGAAAACAACUGUUGGUUCAGCAGUCUCCAAGAAAACCAGCUCCCCUACAUCCGGAGAACCAAAGGAUAUUCCACUGCCUCUCGAAGAAAGUAAUCUUGAUAAAAAUGUGAAAUCAUCAUCAGUCCCCAAACAGGUGCCAGCUGAAGAACAUGAACAUGCACAGGAGAAGAAGGAAAAAGGACUUCUGCCAGUAGAAAAGAAAUCUGUAUCGGAAGGAAUGGCGGCAGAGAGUAAAGAAAAGAAUUCAGAAGAAAAAGAAAUAGAGGGUAAGAAAAAUACUGAAGUUAAGAAAAGGAAAUUGUCUGAAGGUGAAGAGAAAGACGUUAAUGUAAAAAGUACAGAAAUGAAAUCUUUGUCUGAAAGAACUCAGGAAAAAAAUCAGUCUGAAACUAAAGAGAAGACGACAACAAGAACUGAGGAAAGAAGGAAUUCAAAAACUAAAGAAACAAAACCGUUGUCGGAAGGAAUGGAGGAAGAAAGUAAGCCAGAAGCUGAAGAAAAGACGUCAUUGUCGAAAGGAAUGGAGGAAGGGAAACAUUCUGAAAAUAAAGACAAGAAAGUAUUGUCUGAAGGAAUGGAGCAAGGAAUUACUUCUGAAACUAAAGAAAAAAAAUUGUCUGAAGGAAUGGAGGGAGGAGAUGAUUCUAAAGUUAAAGAAAAGAAACUUAUACCAAAAACGGAGGAGGAAAUUAAAUCUGAAUCUAAAGAAAAUAAGGAUGUGCUACCAGAUAAAACAAUUAAGAGACACGAACAAUCUUCUGAAGAAAGCAAAGGGAAGCAAGUUUCAAACAUUUUGUCAGGAGAUUCCAGUAAAUCUGUAUCCCAGGAGGUAGAAGGGGAAAAUGUUGUAAAGGAACAAAAAAGCCAAAAACCAAUAGACCACAGUUCUAAAGUGUUGGAAACUGAACCAAAGUUGACUUCAUCUCAUUCCUCCAUUGCAGAAGAAAGUAGUCCUUCAAAACAAACAGCUGAUGCCGUUUCGGAGAAACAGGUACCACGCAAGUUGAAACGAUGGAGUGCACCGGUGAGGGAAAAGUCGACCGAUGAGAAGAUGGAUAUUGAGAAAGUAGAAAAAGUAGAUGUAGGUCCAUCUUCAAAAAAGGUAAGACGGUGGGGUUCUACACAGGAUAAGGAAACUGAUAAAGAACCCAAAGCUGAUGCUUCUCAGGUUGCCAAAACGGAAAGUAGCAAAGAAUCCAAGGACGAGGAGGUGGUAUCUUCAACUAAGAAGGAUCUCUCUGAGGCAGAUGCAAAACCAGACUCAAAGAACAUUGAACCCAAGGAUGAAAAGUCUCAAGAACCCUGUACGUCUGUAAAAGAAGACGAACAGUCAAAGGUGAAAUUAAAUAUUUCGGUAAAAGAAGAUGAACGGUCAAAGGGAAAAUUAAAUACUUCGGUAAAAGAAGAUGAACGGUCAAAGGGGAAAUUAAAUACUUCGGUAAAAGAAGAUGAACGGUCAAAGGGAAAAUUAAAUACUUCGGUAAAAGAAGAUGAACAGUCAAAGGGGAAAUUAAAUACUUCAAACAAAGAUGAGGAACUGUCAAAGGGGAAAUUAAAUAAUUCAAACAAGGAUGAGGAACUUUCAAAGGGGAAAUUAAAUACUUCAAAAAAGGAUGAAGAACUGUCAAAGGGGAAAUUAAAUACUUCAAAUAAGGAUGAGGAACUGUCAAAGGGGAAAUUAAAUACUUCAAAAAAGGAAGAUUGCCCUGAAAAAGUCACAUCUUCCAAAGAUCCUUCCACCAAGCCAAACCCAAGAUCUGUACAGAGCCGUUUAAGGAAGCCGUCAUCGUCGGAAGAGGAAAGCGAUUCCUCUUCAGACUCUGAAGAUGAGAAGGAAGAUGACAAGAAGAAGAGUGGUGAUUCAAGUUCUGAGGAUGAGAAGAGUUCGACUUCGGGGAAGAGCGAGGCCUCUGAUUCGGACAAGAGUAACUCGUCGGAUCAGGAAGCGGACGCCGGACAGGAGGCUGAUGACGAACGGACGACCCAGGAUGAAUCGGCUGCUUCACACAAGGAAGAUGUCAAAUCAGAUGAUAUGUCUAUGGAAGUUGAAUCCACAAAAAAGACUAAAGAGGAGUCUGAUAAGAACAAUAAGACUGAAAAUGCAUCAGCUGAGAUUGUGGCAGCCCCUAGGAAGCGUUCCUUACUCUCCGGAAGCAGACAGGAAUCUAAGAAGGAUGAUGAAUCGGAGGAUAAAGAUGAGCCGAAGAACAAGCCGGUGAAGAAGAGGAAAUGGGGAUCAUCGGAGGCUAAAUAUUCCAGAAAGACACACAGUGUGGAAAUUUCAACCGAUUCUCUCAAGGGUCUGAUAGACGAUGUAAAGGUGUUCAAUGAACCCAUUCUGGAGCUGGGCACAGAAGGGAUGCAGCUAUCUGACAAAGAGGAAGACAAGAGGGACAUCAAAAUCAGAAGAACUGUAGUACAGGUUGUGCAGGCUGAAAACACUGGGGAUGCCGACCAGCGUCAUACUGUGUUGAAAUCCGAUGGAGAAGAUGAAGGAGAAUUGUCCGAAGAGGAGGAAGAACAUGCAGACAAAAAGAAAUCUCCUGAAUUGAAAGUGUUCCGUCGAAUAAACACGCAGAUUUCUCUGGAGCCAGACGAACCUCAGGCUGCCAGGAGGUCACCGUCCCCUGCGCGGAAUCCCGUCAACAAAGUGGUCCAUUUACGUAACCUGGUGCGACCUUUCACGCUGGGCCAGCUGAAGGAAUUACUGAGGAGAACCGGGACCUUGGUCGAGGGUGAAAAUACCUUCUGGAUUGACAAGAUCAAAUCUCAUUGUUACUGCACAUUUGAGAGUGAUGACCAAGCUCUUGCGACUAGAAAGGCACUUCAUGGCACGAGAUGGCCGAUGUCCAACCCCAAGAUUUUAAGAGUUGAAUAUGCUUCUCAGGAAGAGCUGGAAUUCCACAAAGGUCAAGAAGAGCUGACCAUGCCAGCAAGGCCUACGAAAGCUGAAUUGAAAAAGAAAGAGAAAGAAGAGAAGCGCGAGAAGAAGCAAAAGAAAGAGGAAGAAAAGACACCGGCGGUCAGAGAGUGGGACCGAGAUAAGAUCAAGGACAGGAAGAGGUCAAGGACGGUGUCGAGAGAGAGGGAUCUCGAUCGGGAGAAGAGGAGAAGGGAGAGAGAACACGAGACCAGUAGAGAGAGGAGAGAGAAAAAACCAGUCGAAACAAAACCAGUUGAAGAAGCUCCGGCCAAAUUGUUAGACGAUCUGUUCAAGAAAACGAAAGCCACACCCUGUAUAUACUGGCUGCCUCUGACUGACGAACAGGCUGAACAGCGACAGAAGGAUAAGAAGAAGCAGUUAGCUGAGCGAGAAAUGCAAAGGAAGCAGAUGGAGCAUGAAGAUGGUGACCGAAGAGGCAGAGAGAAGGAAGAACAUGCUGUUUCUGGACGAGAGAGAGAAAGACGCAGUGGAGGCGGUGAUGCGUGGGAUUCCCGCGAGGGCGGCCGUGAGACCAGGGACCGUAUCAGAGGUGACAGAGACAAGGAUCGACGGCCAGCACAGAGAGAAGGGUAUUCCCGCGGACACUCUCGCACAGAAGUAACGGAACAACGUGAUAGUCAGCGUGAUAGUCAGCGUGAUAGUCAACGUGAUACUCAGCGUGAUAGUCGUAGUAGACGGCAGCGAUGAUGUAGCGACAUAUUAUUGUACAUAUUCUAGUGGACAAUGAGUGAAUGGUGUGUGCUAGUGUUACAGACUUUUAUUUUUGGAGGAAUGGGAGUGUGAUACAAGGCAUAUGAAAUGUCUCCCCCCACAUCAUGUGGACAAAAUACACUUCCCGUUAUAAUUAUUUCCAGGAGUGCAAUUUUACUCUCUGCAUUUUUAGGAGUGUGUUUUUCAAAAAUAGAAGUCUGGUAUUGUAUUAAAGAGGAUGGAGUUAUGUUCUUAAUGUUUGGGGGUUUUUUUCAACUUAACCUGACCUUUAACUAAUGGCAUUUUUCCCUUGGAACAAAUUCAGUAUCAAGAAGUAUUUUUGUAAAUGUAAGUCACACUGGAUUUUAACAAGGCAGUGCAGAAAGCAAGUUCCCCGCAUAACACGUAAUGAGGGUUCAAUAAAACAUGUACCAUUUUAGUGUGCCAGCACAAACAUUAGGCCAAAUUCUUUUGUGCAUAAUUCUUGACCCCUGUUUUUUUAAACAUACUGUUCUGCUAUAUGGUGUUUAUAUUUUGUGAUGACAUAGCACAUUUCUUUUUAUCUGUUUCACUUGAGUGAAGAUUUGGCUCGGUAAAGCACUCACAGACCUCGAAAUAAGCAAUGUGUCUGGUAACUCAUGUACAUGUUACCACAAAAUAGUCAGGGGCCCCGUAUUACGAAGCGAUCUUAGCACUGAAAUCACCUUAAGUGUAUACAGUAACUAACCAUUUAAGUGAUCUUAGCGCUAAGGUCGUUUUGUAAAACGGGUCCCUGGGGUCUCUUAGGCUCUGCUAGACAACAAAGCAUUCUCUUUGCAAGUCUUUUAGCAUUGCACUGCGAGAUUGCAAAGUUGCGCGAGUUUAGUGAAUUAGGCCCCUGGUAACUAUAGGUUAAGCACACAUUUAAGUUAUUGCUCUAAAUUACCUUCACAGCCACACUAAUACUUUGUUAUUGAUUCAUAUCAGUGUUCGUGAUAGUUUGCAGGAUCUAUCGGUCGACAUAUAGAUUACUGUAAUGGUAAUUCAACAAUGAACCUGCACAUCUUUUAAAUGAACCACUUUGUUGGAUCCAUUCAACUGAUUGGAUUUUUCUAGUUCCAACCAGUGCACCACAACUGGUAUGUGCUUUCCUGUCUGUGGGAAAGUGCAUAUAAAAGAUCCCUCGCUGCAUUGGGAAAAAUGUAGCGGG
Messenger RNA from Gigantopelta aegis, 6392 nucleotides. RefSeq names its product apoptotic chromatin condensation inducer in the nucleus-like. The record is from RefSeq and is a predicted model, not a curated record. Gene Ontology annotation, molecular function: nucleic acid binding. The coding region runs from base 107 to 5200 and encodes 1697 amino acids. Lineage: Eukaryota; Metazoa; Mollusca; Gastropoda; Neomphalida; Peltospiridae. The transcript has 19 exons.